Molecule: messenger RNA, 663 nt
Organism: Anoplophora glabripennis (Asian longhorned beetle)
Lineage: Eukaryota; Metazoa; Arthropoda; Insecta; Coleoptera; Cerambycidae
Product: transcription factor Adf-1-like
Exons: 2
Coding region: 1-663 (220 amino acids)
Biological process (GO): regulation of transcription by RNA polymerase II
Cellular component (GO): transcription regulator complex; nucleus
Source: RefSeq, a predicted model, not a curated record
AUGGCUGAACAGCAAGUAGAACAAUUAAUAAACGAAAUUCAAAAGCGGCCUACUAUUUGGAACAAAUGGUCUCCAUUAUAUAAAAACAGAGUGGCCGUAGAUAAGGAAUGGGAGGCUAUUGCGGCAGAUUUAAAAGAAAACAAAGAUCGAUUAAAGUCAAAGUGGAAGAAUCUGAGAGAUGUAUAUCAGAAGGAAAUUAAAAAAGUUAAAAAACCACGCUCUGGUGAUCCAGGAAGUCCAGAAACUUAUAGCGGAAAAUGGUGUUAUUUUGAUAGAAUGGCCUUUUUGAAGGAUACGGUUACUCCUCGUCGUACAGAAGGAAACUAUUCAGUAGGUUCAGAAAAUGCAUAUGAAAUGGGCACUAGAACUGAAUUCAAUGAAUCACAAACACAAGACGAUGAUCCUGAACAACCAACCCAAGAAGAAGCCAACCACUACUUGCCUGACAGUAACCAAUUUAGUCAAGGAGCUGAAGAUUUUAUACGGGAAGUCGAAAAUUCUACGCCACAGAUAUAUCAGUCUACUCCUCAGGCAACAGAUGAAGUUCACCAACUCACAUCACAACCUCAGGGACAGACACAUGCGUCCCAGUUACAAACCAAUCAGGCGCAGAAGCAAACACAACAAUCCAUUCAUCCAGUGCCAGCAACACUUGCAUCUUAG